Messenger RNA from Cynara cardunculus var. scolymus (artichoke), 2153 nucleotides. RefSeq names its product protein EDS1L-like. Gene Ontology annotation, biological process: lipid metabolic process; defense response. The coding region runs from base 157 to 1968 and encodes 603 amino acids. Lineage: Eukaryota; Viridiplantae; Streptophyta; Magnoliopsida; Asterales; Asteraceae. The record is from RefSeq and is a predicted model, not a curated record. The transcript has 3 exons.
AGUCGACUAAUAAACCAAAACCCAACGAAAUCUCGAAUUUGCCCCUCCAUUUGAACACACCACCAGGGGUAUAAAAAGUCAUUGUCAACUUCCAAUCAAGUCUUCCAUUGCAAACACAUACUUCACAUACACACACAUAGAAAAAAGGUAAGAAAGAUGAUGGAAGGAAGUGUAGGGGAUAGAUCAGGAAUCAAUGAAUCUGUCAUCAUAAAAGCUUGUUUCUUAGCAGUUAAAUCGCAUAAAUCUGCUGUGGGGUAUAUAAAGGAAACCGGCACCGAUGAAACUGUCAUUUUCGCCUUCAGUGGAUCAUGGUCUGUGCAAGAUUUCUACACCUCCAAGCCUUUUGGAGAAACCAAGAUCGACGUUUCGCUGUUUCCUUCGAUAAAAAGCAUCGGAAACAAUGAACUUGCCAUGAUCUAUCAUGGCUUCUUUUGCAGAUUUCAAUCUGUUCUGCAAAAUCCAUCUUUCCAGAAUGAGGUGGAGAAAGCAGUGAAGAGAGAAAAACCGAUCAUCUUUACUGGGCAUUCCACAGGUGGUCCGGUGGCCAUCCUUGCAGCUGUCUGGUAUCUGGAGAAAUACACAAGAUCCGGCAACCGGCCGCCCUGUAAAUGUGUGACUUUCGGGUCCCCACUUGUUGGGGACCGUAUAUUCACUCAUGCUCUAAACCGAGAGAAUUGGGCGCGUUUUUUCCUCCAUUUUGUCGGGAGACAUGAUAUUGUUCCUCGAAUAACACUAGCCCCCUUCUCCUCCAUCAGGAAUGAAUUCCAUCACAUUCUUGAUUUCUUAAAUCCCAAUUCAAGAAACUUCCAAAAAUCAUCAAGUCUAACAUCCCAAGAUGCUUCGGCUUUUUUCAACAAAGUUUUGAAGAAUGCAUCAUCUGUUGCCAGUCAUGAUGCUUGUAAUCUUAUGGGAAGUACAAAUUCAUUAUUGGAGAUCAUAUCUAGCUUUGUUGAACUCAGUCCUUACAGGCCUUCUGGCACUUAUAUUUUUUGUACCGGGAAUGGGAAAAUGGUUCACAUUUCGAAUCCAAAUUCAGUUCUUCAGAUUCUGUUCUACUCUUGUCAACCUGAUGAUGAAUCACAAGUUAUCAAUACAGCAAAAAGAAGCUUAUGUAUGGAUUACAUCAAUGAACUAAAUGAUAGUUUAUUAGGGAUGCAAGAUGUUGUGUACCUGGAUGACAAAAUGGAGAUCCCGUUGUCUUCAAACGGCUAUGACGCAGCCUCUAUAAACACGGCUCUAACAGACCUCGGUCUGAGCACGAGGGCAAGGCUGUGUCUUCGAGCAGCACAAGCAUUUGAAAAGCAAAAGCUAGAAAAUGAAAGGAUGAUCGAUUCAAAUAUACCCAUCAUCGAGAAAACACAAGAUUUAAUAGCCAAGUACAAACAGACGUGUGAAGACCGCAGGAUUGGUUAUUAUGACGCUUUCAAGAUGCAAAAGGAUAGCGAGGACUUCAGGGAAAACGUAAGGAGGCUUGAACUUGCAGGUAAAUGGGAUGAGAUUGUGGAAAUGUUGAAACGGUAUGAACUCCCAGACGGGUUCGAGAGCCGUAAAGAUUGGAUAGAGCUAGGGACCAAGUUCAGGAAACUGGUCGAGCCACUAGACAUAGCUAAUUACUAUCGGCACUCAAAGGAUGAAGACACAGGGACCUAUCUCAGAGAUGGUGGUAGACCAAAACGUUACAAGUUCACUCAAAGAUGGCGUGAGCAUGCUUUGAGGUUGAAAGAAGGGUCCAGUUCUGAGACCACUUUUUGGGCGAAAGUGGAGCAGAUAAGAAGGAAACCAUUUGAAGAAACAAAGGAGCAAAUUGUGGCUCUGGAGAAAGAAGUGCAUGAAUGGGUUCAGAAAAACGAGCUCGAGAAGGAUGUGUUUUUGGAAAAAUCUACGUUUGCAGAGUGGUGGAAAACGCUCCCUGAGAGACAUAGAUCGGAAUCUUGCCUGAAAGGGUAUUUAUGUAAUUCCGCACAGUGAAAACAACGAUGUUUCAUCCAGAAAUAAGAGAACUCUCAUCUGAAGUGAGCAACUAAUAGUUAUUUGUGUGCCAUUCCCUGUAACCAAUUAUGCCAAAAUUAUGUGUAUUACUUAUUCCUUCUAGGUAGGUUGGUGCCUACGUAUCUCUUUCAAUUCCAAUAAAUCUCAUCAUUUUGCCACUUCAA